Molecule: messenger RNA, 11561 nt
Organism: Mirounga angustirostris (Northern elephant seal)
Lineage: Eukaryota; Metazoa; Chordata; Mammalia; Carnivora; Phocidae
Product: zinc finger C2HC domain-containing protein 1A-like
Source: RefSeq, a predicted model, not a curated record
GCGGACGCGCGGGGAGGGAUCGAGGCGCGCGGGGCUGCGAAGGAGCGGGAGCCCCCGGCUGUCCCUGGGAGAGCGCCGCGCGAACCCCGUCCCCCGGGGGCCGCCUCCGGCGGGCGGAGACGGGCGGAGGAGGCAGCUCCCGGGCUGGGGCUGGGGGCCUGCUUCGGGCCCGCCGGGGAGCUAGGGGCCGGGAGAGACGGAGUGCCGCUCUGGGCGGGCGCAGAGACCGAGCAAAGGUCGCAGCGAAGGGGGCAUCACUCUCGGGGUGUCCCAGGGGAAAAGGCGCCGAGGGCCGCGGGGACCGCUCCCUGCACGCGCCCAGGCCGGGCCCGCCGUCCUUUGGAGCGCUCGGACCUGCCUCCAGCACAGCUUGCUAACAGGGAGCCCAGAGUCUCCUCAAUGCACCGCUGUUGUAAAACAACAAACUCGAAAAGUCUGUCUCUUCUAGAUAAACAAGGGGAAAGAAGAAAGAAAACACUGGUUUUUUAUUAUACCGUGCCCCAGUGAUGUCAGGGUAAAGAAUAGCUGUGCUGAGUGUUUUACCUAAAACUUAAGACUGGCUUGACAGCAAAGCCAGCAUCCAUCUCCACCAGCGCCCUGGGACAGCAGGGUUGAGGCCCUGUGAGGGAAGAGUGCCUCAUGCAGGCAGGGCGUUUGUGGGAAAUCUCUGUCCCUUCUGCUGAAUGUUGUCCUGAACCAAAAGCUGCUCUUAGAAAAUAGUUGAGUGGGGGUGGGGGUGGGGGGGAGCCUCCCGUGCAGGGGGCUUCGUGGGUGUGCGACCCGCGUAGCCGGCGCAAAACCCAGCGUUUGGAAGGACCUGUGUUUGGUUUAUCCGCGACACUGUUGCCCUCUUGAAAUUUCUAAUUUUUGAAGGAGAGCCAUCCUGCUCAUAUGAUUUUGCACUCCUCCGCCUUGCACAUGAUUCUUUUAAAGUGUAAUUAGCAUAAUGAAUUAAAGUAAUGUAUUAUUAAAAGCAAUAAAGUAAUUUUGCAUCUAGGAAUGAACCUAUUACCUCACAUUUAGCUUUGUAAAGCUGGUGUUCAUAGCGAGCCAGAGACCUCAACAUUCUGGUCUCAGGCAUUUCACAAUUUAUUUGAAAAGAUUAAAUGUUUUCCAUAUUUUAUGCCCUUUAAAAGAGACCUUUUAAAAUUCCACACAGUCCAUACAAGGCCUUGAGAAAGAAGAAGAUAAUUCACCCUGUAGCUCUGAUGUAACCCCAAAUGACAUCCCCUAUAAUUAACAUGAAAAUCUGGUAAUUAUUUAUUGUGUUAUAUGGUGUCAAGUAAUAUUAUUUAAAGGACUUUGCAGCAAAACAGGAAGUACUUGUGUAUAGGACUCUCCUCCAUAGCAAGUUUCUGAAAGGUGUGUUUUAAUAUAGUCAAAUCUUAUUUAAUAUAUACGAAGAGAGCUUGUUAUUUAAAGGAAUUCUCUGGGAAGGAGUUCUUUUCUAAAGCAAAUAUCACCUUAGGGUUUAUCCAUUCUGUUACUCUAGGUUUCCAUGGGCUCGUUUUACUCAAAGCAAUCUAAUUACACUGACCUUUGUCUGGAAUGUGGGGUUGAUGAGGUCCUCGAUCAAUACUCAUCAAGUCCGGUUUGCUUUGGCUGGUCUCUGGACAAGGACCCGCCACAUUGCUGCUGGUGCUGCUGCUGGUCAAUGCAGACACACGCCUUCCCUCUUAAGGAGAAAUAGUGAGAAAGUUCCAGUGAAUCAAUGAAAGGCCGCCAUCCUUGUUUGAGUAUUCUAAAAGUGUAUUUUUUAAAUGAGUGAUUGAAUAGUGUCAUCUUUGAUUAGGGCAAAGAGCACUUUUUAGAUUUGAGAGCCCUCUGAAUUUCAAUCACACAGUGGCAAAGUUAAUGGGACAUUUGAUAAUUUUUUUCUGUCGAAGACUCAAAAUCAGAGAACUGAUUUCAAAGGGAGUUUUUGGCCUCUCUUUUGCUUCCUCUUUUUAACUUAGUAGUUGUUUGAAAAGAUAACUCCAGAAAAACAAGUGAUGAUAAUGAAUGGGGAGUUUUCUAAAUUACACAGAACCCAAGAAGAGAUCACAAAGUCAUUCACAUUGGAUUCAGAGUGUUAUCUUUCAGAGGGUACAGCUUUAUCUUCAAUUUAUAGAGUUUUUGAUCAAAGGACAUUGCAAGAUUUACAGACUCUACGCUCAAAAGUGUAAGGAAAAAAUACAUACAUAUAGAAAAAAUGCUGGAAGAAAAUGUGCUCAACUAUUAACAGUGUUUAGAUACAGCUUCACAGUAUGAUUAAUUUCCUUUUAUACUUUUCUAUAUUUAACACAAUGUGCAUAUAGCAGCUUAUAAAAAGAAAAAGUUUUAAAAAAUAUUUACAAAAUGUCAUCAGAAUUUCAAGUGGGCAUUAAUAUCAAAGCAUGGAAAAAGUUACUCUUCACAGAAAUAAUUUCAAAAAUGACCAGCCGUAUACCAUUGUGUUGAUGUUUAAAAUUAUUAACUCUAAUUUUUGAGGAAGAUAAUUUAAAAAGAGAAACUAAAAGCUACAUGUAUGUCUUACUUUUUUUCUGGAAUUGAUCUCAAAUGACUAUGUACAAGUUACCCCUAUAUCUGUUGCAUAGGACAGAAUAAAAGGUCAUGUUUAAAAUCAUCCAGUUCUAUAACUCUGUAACUCAGAUUUACUUAAUUUGAGGUGCCCAUUGGCAGCAGAUUGAAUUGUAGCCAUGGACAGGAUCUGGAGGAAGGUGUCAUAAAGAUUUGUGUAAGACUAUAGAGUUAUCUACACACAUAAUUAUCCUCUAUCAUGUAUUUGUAACCAGUUUAUUUAACAGAUAGUUCUAGUGGAAAAGAUUUAGUCCUGGAUAUUGGUGUCUAGUUUUGAAAUGAAUAGGAACCCCCCAAAAAAUAGACUAGAUAUAAGUUCAACCCUUAUCGUUCUACAUCCGAGCCUCGUACAAUUUUACUCCACGGCCCAUUGGGGAUGCGGUGUGGGGAAGCCUCUGAUUUCUAGGCUAUUUAAUUUUGUUCAUAUGAAUAUUGUUCUAUUUGAUGAAGUCAUGAUUUCUGCCCAGAUCCAAGCUUCUGGAGAGCAGGAAGAAAAGUUGUCUCCUUCCCCCGAAGCUGCACAUUUUACUUUUGCAGUGUCUGUGUCAUUCCAGCCCAAAGCCUCGUUACAAUUUACCCAGGCCAAUGAUCAAAGCCAGUUUUUGUACUCUCAACACAUCCCAACGAUAGGAGGUAGGAGGGACCACACAGAUGCUUCCAAAAUGUUGAACCACAAAAAGGAAUGGGGAGAAUUUCUAACAUGCUGAUAUCGAGUGAUCUGCAGAACAUUUUGCUCCUGAUGUUGCAAAUGACACGGAAAAGAGGAAGACAUUGAUACAGCUGCAUUAUUCACAAUAGCCAAGACAUGGAAACAACCUAAGUGUCCCUCAAAGGAUGGAUGGAUAAAGAAAAUGUGGCCAUGCAAGUCCAUUGUGCACCAUGGGUGCUCUGUUCAUGAGUCCAUUGGACAGGAAGAGGCUGACCGGGGAAACAGGAUGGCUAGCAUUCACCGAGCAGUUCCUCCUGCAGUGACUGAGAGUUCCUGUUGCUCUGUGUCUUUGCCAAUACUCAGUGUUCUUCAAGGGGAAAGAAAAUGAUAGAAGUGAGAAGCUUGUACAUAAGGAAAAGACAAAGGUUAAGGAAGGAAUCCAGGAAGGUGCACAACAUUGUGAUUUGACAAUUCUAUACGUUACUCGAUGCUCACCACAGUGCCUAGUGCUCAUGCUUUCUCCGGGAGCGGCCACAAGAUGGCAGUGUUUCAGAACAUUGUUUUGCUUGGAAGGAGGAUGUGCGCGUGGCUGAAGGACUGAAGAAGGGGCAUCAAUGGCAGAAGGGUGGCAGGACUGAUGCCGUGUUCAUCCAAAAGGUUUGAAACAAAGACUUGGAAGGUGUAUUGGGGAAAUGACGAUAUGAGUUGUCCUUUGCUUAGAGCUCAACCAGUUUAUAUAGCAGUAAUCCCAUGGACUCCACAGUGUUUUCUUGUCUGCCCCAAACACUUUCUAUCAUUUUCUUCUAGAUUUUUAUGUUGUCAUGUAUUAAUGCAAGGACUUCACCUAGCAUUUCUCUCUGUUAACCUGUGACCCAUUACAUUUACUUCUUAAGCAACGUAGAGUACCUUCAGCUCUCUAUUUGUGGCAUGGAUUCUAAACACAACUACCAGGGAGUAUGCUGCCUUCCUCUGGGUAUCCAUAGAAUUAUGGAUGUGUGAGUGUUUCCAUGACAUUUCCAUUAACCUUCAAAAUCAAAGAAGAAAACAUUUCUCACUUACAAUGUUUAUAUAGGAUAUGAUCUUUAAAAGGCUCAAUCUUUAGUAUCAGGCUUUCAUAGUCCAUGAGGAGCUAAUGAUUGAAAUGUAUGAUUCUUAUGUGCCUGUGACAAAGCAAACCAAGGUCAUUUUUGUCCAAGGUCCAGUGCAGACUCAGUAAAUUCCAGAGGAUCCUAAUAGAAAUAAAACUCGAUGGCUCUGCAGUUACCUUUGGAUGAGCUUCAAACUGAGGCUAUAGAUCAUUGUAAAUGUCUAGGAGAGUUCAGUGUUGGUGAAGCCAAACCCAAAGCUUAUGAAGAGGUGAGGAAGCUGCCAUGGGACCCUUUCUGCGAGUGUGGUCUCCUUGCUCCAUAAAUCUGCUUGUAGGCUUGUCUCUGGUGUGGGCUCUUUGGCAGGGGCCCUUCUCAAAUUUGCAGGGUAAGCUCAAUGUCUGGAGAAGCAUCACUUGGAUUCUUUUCCUCUGACAACCCCCUGAUAAAUUCUCCCCCCAAAUGGACAGACAUCUGAACAACUAUGCUUAAUGGAUUAUCUUGUUAGAACAACAUAACUUUUGAAUUAUCCAAGGCUGAAUGAAGUGCAAACGUUUGUCUUUCACAAGAUGAACCCACAAACUGAAUUAAGCCCCAGCUCGUUUAUCACGUCAACUGACAAAACUGACUUCCCACUCUGUAAGGCUACAGAGAUGUGCAUAGACAAGCUCAUGCCUGGACUGGUAUCCAUGAACCACUGUAGUCUGCCUUAGAGAUUAGGGUAUCUUUUUCUAUUUCAAAAUUAUAGAUUACCUUUGGUUUCUGGUUUUCUUUCUUUCUUUUUUAAGAUUUUAUGUAUUUAUUUGAGAGAGAGAAUGAAAGAGAGCACAUGAGAGGGGGAAGGGUCAGAGGGAGAAGCAGACUCCCUGCUGAGCAGGGAGCCCGAUGCGGGACUCGAUCCCGGGACUCCAGGAUCAUGACCUGAGCCGAACGCAGUCGCUUAACCAACUGAGCCACCCAGGCGCCCGGUUUCUGGUUUUCUAAAAUCUCUGUGGAUUAAUUGUGGACUGUGGAUGAAUUAUCAUGGAGUCUAUUAUUUUGCUUAUAAAUACUCAAAGUCAGUCCUCUGCUUCCAGCAUCAAGAUACACUAUUGUUAUCAAGACUUGGUUCCCAAGAUUUGCAUUGAUUAUAGGUUAGUUGUUCCCCAAGUUGGAACUCACGUUAUCCUUCUGUAAAGUGAUGAUUGGAACUCAAGUUUUCUAACAGAUCUUAUCUUUUCCAAUUGCUUUGUAAAACUUUAAGGUCAGGAAAGGACCAGAAUAAUUUAGAAAUGCUUUAAGGCAGCUAUUUCUUGAGCAGUUGCUUGAAGUUACCUCCAUUUCUAACAUCUGUUCCUUUUGAUAUGUUAGCAAAUUGCAAUGUUGUGGAUCAUUAGGGUAGAAACUGUCCAGGGCAUCCCAUUUUGCCUUUAAAGUGGCUCCAGAGUCUGCAAGAUUUCAGGAUUCCAACAUUUAACAAUUGCUGGUGAUAACUAUGCUUUCAGAAAGAAAGAUUUCAAGAUAAUAGCUUAGGUGAGAAAACAUCCUUUAUUAUGAUUCAAAGAAUGUAAAAUACAAGAUAGUGCAAAUAUUAGAUGAAUCAGAGUUGUCUCCUUUGGAGUGUAUAUUCAACACGAAUUCUCUCAACAGAGAUUAGUUCCAUGUUGGAGAUUGGAUGAUAACUACCUGACUACUUCUUUUAAUCCAUAGGUUCCCGUGCUGUCAGAUAUGUUACCAUCUUCUUCUCUUUUUAGGAUGUGAGCUAUUUCAGAUUUUAGCUCAUGGAACAGCUCCACAGGACAUCUUCUGUUUCCUUCUUUUACUCCUCAAAGCUAAAGAAGCAAAUCCUUGGCACAUUCGCCGAUCAGAAACGUCACAGAGUGUGAUUUGGGAAAAUUUUUGGUGACCUGCCCCUGUACACCUAUGUCUCCCUUCACAACUCUGAGAAUACAAGAGGGAAUGGGACGAUGUGUGUAAUACAGUGACAGAGGGCCAGAGAAACAUCAUGGUUGAGACAAUUUUUCCAAAUGGGGUUACUGAGACUAUUUCUGGAUGACAGUUCAUUUGAUCCAGACCUUGAAGGGGAUGCAGUAUUUUAAAAGGCACUUUGGGCAAAGGGGACUGUUAGUCAGGAGAGGUGGUGAGAGCCUCAAUGAGGAGAUGGGAAAAAUGGGUGGCAGCUUUUGAUUGAUGUGGGGUAGCCGGAUGCACAUGGAUUAAAGUGUGCAUGUGUCUGGAGCCUAGAAUAGAAGACAAACCUGGAAAGCUCGGGGGUAGAGCAAGGGUGGCCCAGAAUGCUACUGAGGGGUUUGGUUUCCAAUCUGUAGGCAAUAAGAGCCACGUCAACAUUGGAAAAGUGAGUGCCAGAAGGCUACUUGAAGAGUCAGUAAUAAGGCGCCUGCUGUGUGCGGACACUGCCCUACUACUCCUCAGGUAAGAUCUCACCUGGGCAGAGUCAAGGAAGGACGCUACUUUCUAACCACGUGACAUCUGAGUUGAUGGAUCACUGUUCUGGAAGCUGCAUCACCUUGUUUGAUAAAGUUUCUAAGUCUGUUCCCAUGAUGACUGUGACAUGUCUAGAGAGACACACUUGUCAUUCUUUUUUUUUUUUUUUAAAGAUUUUAUUUAUUUAUUCAUGAGAGAGAGAGAGAGGCAGAAUGAGAAGCAGGCUCCCAAGGAGCAGGGGGCCCGAUGCGGGACUCGAUCCCAGGACUCUGAGAUCAUGACCUGAGCCGAAGGCAGACGCUUAACCAUCUGAGCCACCCAGGCGCCCCACUUGUCAUUCUUUUUAAGCCAAAAGACCGACCUUAUAUUUAUCCCAGACAUUUGAUGUUUCUAGAAAAGACCUAAAGACCAGAGUAGAAUGAAAAUGGCAUCUCAUUCAGUUUGGGAACUUUCUACAUCAACUUUGGACUAUCAAUUUGCAAUAUGUGGUUUAUUAAUCACUAAGAGCAAUCCAUCUUGUUUCCCUGCCAAGUCUGGCUUUCAUGGGACACUUGGCUAGAAAAGGCCUCUCUCAAGCUAGAAAUGAUUAUUACAGAGCUUCUUGCUGAGAAUGUUGAAGCAUGAUGUGUGGUGUCUCAAUUUAUCAAAUUUGCCUUAUUAAGGGAAUUGAUAUUAUCAUAACAACAUUGAUGAUGGCAUAUCCUGGAUUUAUAAAGGACUUUCUACUACUAACUCAUUGGGAACCACCAGAGGAAGACAGGAAAGCCAAUAAUUUAAAUAAAUUUGACACAAGGAAUUUCUAUACUUAUCUCGAGUCAACCAUGUAAAAAAAAUAGAAGAUGCCAUGAUAUUAAUAUAGUUAUUGCACAAUGAGCUAAAAAGGAGCCGUAGCUCACCAGGCAUGUAAAAGCAAUAGUCUAAGAAGAAUGGUUUUAAGAAUGUCUGGCUGGGAACCCUGUCAUGGAAAACUGAGAAGAAACCAUAGGUUUGGGGUUUGUGGCAUAUGGCACUAGAGUGGCCUCCUUGGGGUUGAUUCUAGUAUGAAGAGAAUUAAUUUUUAUUUAGUGUCCAUUGACAGCCAUGCUUAUUUCAAUAGUGUGAAACCUAACCAUGCCCUAAGAGUUGGUAUCUUCACCUCAGAGAGACAGAGCAAUUGUCUGUAAUCCCACAAAACUGGCAAAUGAUGGAGCGAAGGGUCUUAUGAAAAGACUUCUUGGGGGUUGCUACAGCCGGAGCUGGGCGGUGGCGGUGGCGGGUGCUGGGGGAGGCAUCUCGUGGAACCAGGGGCGGUGGCGCAAUGGAGGGACUGGGAGAAAAUGGAAGUGUCCAAGUGGGAGAAUUGUUACCUUGCAAGAUUUGUGGAAGAACGUUCUUUCCAGUGGCAUUAAAAAAACAUGGACCCAUUUGCCAGAAAACUGCCAGUAAAAAACGGAAGACUUUUGAUUCAAGCAGACAGAGAGCUGAAGGAACUGAUAUUCCAACAGUAAAGCCUCUUAAACCUAGGCCUGAACCACCAAAGAAACCAUCUAAUUGGAGAAGAAAACAUGAAGAAUUCAUUGCCACCAUAAGAGCAGCUAAAGGCCUUGAUCAGGCACUUAAAGAGGGUGGAAAACUUCCUCCUCCUCCUCCACCUUCUUAUGAUCCUGAUUAUAUUCAGUGUCCAUAUUGCCAGAGGAGAUUUAAUGAAAAUGCAGCUGGUAGACAUAUUAAUUUCUGUAAAGAACAGGCAGCACGUAUUGGUAAUAAAGGCAAAUUUUCUACUGAUACCAAAGGAAAGGUGACUUCUCGGACACAGUAUAAGCCGCCUGCACUUAAAAAGUCAAAUUCUUCUGGAACUGCACCAUCAGGAUCUUCACGAUUACCACAACCAAGUGGCACUAGCAAAACUGUUGUAGGUGUGCCUUCAGGUAAAGUGUCUUCAGUUAGGAAGUUGGGAAACAAACUUCAGACCUUAUCUCCCUCCCAUAAAGGGAUAGCAGCCCCUCAUGUAGGAACUAACAUCAAACCUCGAAAUUCCACACCACCUAGUUUGGCACGAAAUCCUUCCUCAGGUGUUCUUACAAACAAAAGAAAAACAUAUACUGAGAGCUACAUAGCCAGGCCAGAUGGAGACUAUAUAUCUUCACUUAAUGGCGGAAACGUUAAAGGCAUGGAAGGAAAUUCAACAGGACACUUACCAAAAUUCUGCCGUGAGUGUGGGACUAAAUACCCUGUAGAAUGGGCAAAGUUUUGUUGUGAAUGUGGCAUUCGAAGAAUGGUUCUGUGAAUAGACCCCAAAAGAAAAAGCUAAGUCCAGAAUCUUAUGACUGUUGCACCUUGGACAGCUAGACAUUUCCUUUAGUGAUUUUAUGCUAAAAUUAUUCGAAAUACUUUUUUCAGCAAUUUUUGGAGCAUAAUUCUUUGGCUGUGUAAUGUGUGUGUGUAUAUAAAUGUGUACAUAUACUGUAUAUAAUAAAUACCUGAUACCCCCCCUCCCCCCAAAAACGACUUCUUGAAAGAUCUUGCAUCCUUACAAACUGUAAAGGAUCUAUUUAGGAACCUCUUUAAGGGAUCUUGUAUCCUGACAAAUUAUUUAAGGAUUCUUAAUAAUAUUAAGCAUAAUUACAGCUAAAUUUUGAGCCCUUGCUUUAAGGUAGGCCCUGCACUAAGGGCUUGGUAAGCAUUAAAAGGCUGAAGGUGAAUUGUUAAUUACUACAGUGGCUAAGAUAGGUGUUUUUAUUGUUUGCAUUUUACAGAUGAAGAACUUACGUAGCAGAGAGACUAGACAGCCUGCCCCAGGACAUGUAGGCAGUAAAGUGGGAAUCAGACACAAAAGUGGUGGAUAACAUCAGCCGUGAGGCUAUCUUUCCUCCUAAUCUUGAUCCCUUUGGUUAUUCAUCCAUGAAAGUCAAAUUUUUAAAAAAUUGAUAAUUAAAGAACUGAAGAGUAAGAAAUUCCACCGGCUAAGCAAAAUUUUCCCACAAUGGACUUCUUUUCCUCACUGUGUCAAUUGUAAAAGAAAUGAGUCUGAUUUUUUUCGGAGGGGGCUGCUCCUCUUCAUGAAAGGGUAGAGGAGUGAACUCUAGAACAUUAUUUAUUUUCGUAGUAGCUUCAAUAGUAUCAAUCCUCAGCAAGGUGGUUGACGUAGGACUGGAGGUGACAUUGACCAGCUCGUAGGAAACAUAACGUUCUCACUUCUUUCCUAUCCUCUCCUUUGCACUGACUUAUCCUUUAAGCUGUGUACUGGGCAAGGCUCAUUCAAUGAUGAGACAGAAUCAAGAGCUGAUGGGAUUCAGUAGAGAGACAAGCUGUUCUCCUCAGCUGUCCUCUUAAAGGAACAACAGCCCUUUCACAGCAGAAGAAAGAGUUCUUUCUUCAGAGAGCUGUUACAGUGCGUAAGUGUUCUUGAGUUCAAGUGGGCUGUCUCAUUAGGGGUGUGUUUCUGUAUAUACACAUAGUGAUGUAGGAGUCCUUUCAAAAUGGAAAAGUAACUUGAACUUGCAAUGAACUGAAACAAUAAAGUAAACUGAUGUAAACAAUAUUAACCUAUUGACUUUUUUUUUAAGGAAGAACAGAAUGACGAUCUCUUCAAGUUCAUAUUUUUCACUGAAAAAUGCCUCAGGAUUAAUCACAGACAUAUCACCAAGGUCUUUACAAGCACAGUUUUCAACUUGGCUGGAUUAGAUUUGGUCUUUUUCUCAUUGUCUCUACCAUUUCAAAGAACACCAUAUAUUUUAGCUUUUGUGAAAACUCCCUUUAAUAAAAACAAGAGUAAUAAUUAACAGUCUCAGUAGAUCUGUUGCCAAGAGUCCCUGUGGCUCUUUCCUGCUUAUAUAUCCCCAGGAAUAGGCGUCACAUACAAACGUGUCCUUUCAACACAUUUUCUGUUUUCUCUCCUUCAAGUACCUUAUCAUUGGUUCAGGAUUAUUAAUGUCCAAUGGCAAGGUUUAAUUUUUUUCAUUAUUAUAAUAGAAGAUCAAUGGAUCAAAUAUGUCUGUUAAAGGUGAAACAUACUUUUGAAUAAGAGCCAUUUUUUAAAAAGAUUUAUUUUUUUUUUGAGAGAGAGAGAGAGAGAAAGUGAGAGUGUAGGGAGGGGCAGAGAGAGAGGGAAGGAGACAAUCUCAAGCAGACUCCCUGCUGAGCAAGGAGCCUGACGCGGGGCUCGAUCCCAGGACCUUGAGAUGAUGACCUGAGCUGAAACCAAGAGUUGGACACUUAACUGACUGAGCCACCCAGGUGCCCUGAGUAAGAGGCAUUUUAAUGGGAUACUUUACAUCAGAAGUUUUGUUAUCACUUUGGUCUUAAGAUGGCUGGAUCUGUGUGUGUGUGUGUGUGUGUGUGUAUGCACAUGCAUGUGCAGGCAUAAGUGUGCAUGAAUGUUGUGUUUCAGAAAGUACCUGACCACCCACAAUACAAUAUUUAUGGAGGCCCUCACUUUCCCGGUUGCACGGGCAUGAUUUGUACAUGACAGUGAGGGCCCCCUUAAAAUACCGGCCCCCUGUGUCUCUCUUACCAUACCCUAGUCCUGCCCUUGCUGUGGAUUCUCUGAAGAAAGGGGAGCAGGGUGGAAGAAAUGCUGGCUUAGUGGUCUGUCCCCUGGUGUAUAGUGAGGCCUGUGACACACCCCCGGGUGAGGUCUGUGAGACCCGGUAGAUGUGGCAGGGCACUCACCUCUCCCAAGAUACUGAAAAUGAAAGAAGCCAAAGCAGAGCUGCAAAAUUUGUGGUGAGUUUAAAAUGCUUGUCAUUUAACUCACCAGGGCUUCAAAUAUACCCCCAAAAUACAAUGUAUUAUAAUUGUUUUUCAAAAGUAAUUGUAUGAUUUAUAAAAAUAUGAAUUCAUCGCACACUCUAAAUGGUACAGUU